UUACAAACGGAUUUCCUCCCGGAGGUAUGAGGCUGUGCUGUGCACACACGCAGUUAAUAUUAUAUAUACACUUAUAACAAAACACAAAAUUAACUCAAUUUCAAAAACGGCUCUAGAGAUGAAGAGGUACGUGCUGGUUUGUUGUAUACUGAAGGCCUUCUCAGUGUUAUGCCAGGACCCAACAUCAGAUAAUGUCACGCUUCCUUCUUCAUCGUUGUUUACAUCACAGGAACUACCUCAAACGCCAGAAUCAAUCACGCAACCCAUAUCAACAACAACGCCAUCUUCAACGACACUUUCGCCGUCAAUGACAGAUUUGCCAAAUACGUCAAUGGGAUCAACACCGGAAGUUACACUUGACACGCAGGUCCAGUGUAAUUACACAUUCAAGUCCAGUCCAGAUAACCAAACUUCUAAAGAAACCGUUUGUGUGUGUCCUGACGCAUUCAUCUCAACGAGGAAUCUCACGUGUGUAAAAGAGACUGAUUUGGCACCAACGAAUAUAACAUUAGCAGCAACUAAGACCCAACUCAAUGUGACAUGGGCCUACAAAUAUUUGUCUCCGGGCAAAAUUCACUCCAACUUAAUAACAAAUAUCUCUGGAAACACAUCCAUGGACGAUACUAACCUGACCUUUCUCUCUCGAAGUUCAUCAGUUCCUGGACAGAGAAUCAGUAUAACAAUCACUCCGGUUCUCAAUGGUGAACCGAUUACGUUGUCUGCUGCAAGUGUAUUUACAGCAUUUAAACCAGCGAUGCCAGGUACUUUAAUAAUCCCUGUCGGAGGAUAUAACACACCAAAUGCAACUAUCCUAUGGAACAAAUCUGAUGGACAUGUUGACGAAUACCAGAUUCAUAUGACACCUCUUUGUCCAACCGGAGUCUCUACUGAAAAAUUCCUGUCCAACAUAGCAAACGUGUCGGUGACCGGGCUGAAGCAUGGACGCAAGUACCGGUUGAGCAUUACGGCAGUGAGUGGUAACGUAACAAGCGAUACCAGAAACAUCACUAGUAUCACCACAAACGACAUCGUUCCAGAUCCCCCUAAAAACGUGACCAUACUACCAUCAAUACAAACCACAAGCGUCCGUCUCGCCAUUGAACCAGACAGCGAUGUGGAAUGUUCGACCAUAUAUUAUGAAGCUACAGUUUUGUUCAGAAUCUACGAUGACGAAGAGUUUGAAGUAUACCUCAAAAGAAACAUUUCCGUUAAACAGACAAACCUGACCAUCGAUAACCUUGUUCCAGGCGCAAUGUACAUCUUGAAGAUAUUUACUAAAAAUCGUGACUUCACUAGUGAGGACAACUUCACUACCAUGUUCAGAACAGCAGAAUCGGCUCCUGGAAAUAUUCAAAAUAUUCGGACUGUAAACAAAAAUGAAUCAUCUGUACACGUGCGAUUUGACCGGCCUUCUAAACCGAAUGGUGAAAUAACUGGCUACGUCCUAAGAAUAUCCUCUACCUCACAACGAAGUCAAGCGAUAGUCAUGAACCUCACUGCCGACUUUGAUUGCAGCAGAGUGCAGUCAUUACAAAUCCAGGGACACAAUGGAACGUACGAGGACCGUUCGUGUACCACUGUAUACUAUGAUGCUUCUUUGGAGUUUGUUGUUCGGGGUUUACUACCGUUUACGGAGUACAUGCUGACAGUGCGGGCACAUAACAAUGUAGGCGCCGGUCCACAGAGGUCUGAAAACGUUACAACCAACAUAGGAGAACCCCAUACCCCGGACAAAGUCAACAUAAGUAACAUCGGGUCUAAUGAAGUGACCGUUUCCUGGGCAUACGGCCGCCGAACCGGACCUACAAAUUUCAGCUUGUACAUAACAGAUGAGAUAUUAUCUAGAUCGGAGAUCCAAACAUGCUCAGAAGCUCAGCUACUGCCAAGUACCAGUUGUAAAGCCUCUCAGUUAAAGGCAUACUGGAAAUACAGCUUUGUUGUUAUUGCCAAAACGGCAGUUUCUUCUGCAUGGUCGAGUUCCAGUGAGACGAUAACUACCUCGCCUUCCCGUCCUGGGAGUGUACGAAACCUUGCUGUGGAGAAACAGAGUGGAGAUGACUGUACAGAGGAUGUGUAUGGUGUAAAAUGGACAGAACCACAGAGAAAAGAACGUCAUGGACUGAUAUCAAAAUAUGUCAUCAAAUCAUCACUUCCCAAUCACCAUCACAUGAGCAAGCCUACUUCAACGACAAUUUCGAAUGUAUACGAAGAUACGGAAACACAGUACACUGUCUUAUUUGCCAAAGCAGGGAGCACGAGGAAGAUUUUCACCGUGUCUGUGAUGUCCAUCAUAGCGGACCACAAACUUAAGUCAGACAAAAGAACUGUCACAAUACAAAUACCAAUGUGUUCACCCGGAAUGUCUGGCGCUGUGACAGCUGGUGUAAUUAUACUGGUGCUGACAUGUAUCAUAGUUAUUACAACCCUGCUUGGAUUGCUGUACAAAUGGAAUAUGUAUCCCUGUCUAGGUCAAUCACGUACUAUUUCACCUAGGAGAGUAACAUCAGGUGCCAGCCGUCACAUUAGAAAAAAAAGACCGUUUAUUUUGCGAAACGUUAAACAGCUGGUUGACCGAAUGAAGAACGACAGUGGCCGAUUGCUUCUGCUGGAAUGGAGCGACCUGAACUUACUGACUGAGAGAUAUCCAACUGACAUAGCCACACUUCCGAUAAAUACCCCCAAAAAUCGCUACAACAACAUACUUCCAUACGAUCGGUCUAGAGUUAAAUUAUGCGGCGGUGGAAAUGAUUAUAUCAAUGCAAAUUACAUUCCCGGAUUCAAGUUUGAAAGAGAGUAUAUAGCUUGCCAGGGUCCCCUUCCAGGCACCAUCGAAGACUUUUGGCAAAUGGUCUGGGAACAAGAUGUCCCUUUAAUCGUGAUGCUAACCAGAUGCAAGGAAGGCAAUACUGUUAAAUGUGAACAGUACUGGCCAGAGAAUCUACACGAGUCUGAGACCUAUGGAGCAGUAGAGGUAACACGAACAGCCGUAGAGCCGAAUGACGAGUAUGUCUACUCUGAGUUCACAAUCGCGUCGGCUGACCAUGAGAAAACUAUCAAACAUUUCCACUUUCUUGAAUGGCCUGAUUUUGGUGCGGAAGUGGAUUGCAACGUAUUCCUUGAUUUUUUGUUUAAGGUUAAAGGUGAAAUUCACGAUGAUUUGAUAGGGCCCAUUGUGGUUCACUGCAGUGCUGGAGUUGGUAGGACAGGUACCUACCUUGCCAUUGAGUAUCUCACAGAAUUCGUCAGGACCCACAACCUUUCAAACGAGUUCGAUAUAUUUCAAUAUGUGCUGAAACUUAGACAGCAUCGAAAUUGCAUGGUGCAAGCGAAGGAACAAUAUCUCUUCAUCCACGAGUGUCUUCGUGAGUUGGUGAAUCGCCAAACGACGGUAGAAAACCUUAGCAAUGACGGACUCCAGAUGCCGAGCGAAGAGGAAUAUAGUGAACAACUGUUUGGUGCGUCUAACGGGUCGAUUGAGAUGUGUAACCCAGAGGACAAGCUGAUGAUAGAAGAAGACAAUGAUUCCGACAACUGCCACGCCGUGGGACACGAAAACCCUAGCAUGACAACAGAACUGUAAUUGCAUUUUGAGGAACCUUUCAUGCAAUUAGAAACAGUCUAUGGCUUACGAAUCUCUUUUUUUUUGCAAAAUGUUUGUGAAUUAUAUUCAUGUUUUCCUGUAUCGGAUGACAUAGUGCAAUAUUAAGAGAGCAUUACUCAUGAAGUAAAGUUCUGUAUAUAUUGGUUAUUUAAUGUAAGUAGUACAAGAACACCGAGGCCGGUAAUGGUUCGCACUGGCUUGAUAUUUGCAAUUCAGACAUAAAUAACUUUAUCGAUUGCUCGCGAGUAGUUCUAAUAGUAAUAUAGUCAAAUUCAAGGUAACUCAAACAAUAGACAUUUCGCAAACUACAGAAGCAUAAUAUCUAGCUUAUAAUGUUAUAUUUUUUAUUCAAAUGUUAUUAUAUAUCACAUUUUAUAAUGAAAUAUAUCCAAACUGUAUUGUUCUUGCUAUGAUGUUUAGACA
Messenger RNA from Mizuhopecten yessoensis (Yesso scallop), 4024 nucleotides. RefSeq names its product tyrosine-protein phosphatase 10D-like. The transcript is spliced from 24 exons. Gene Ontology annotation, molecular function: protein binding; protein tyrosine phosphatase activity. The record is from RefSeq and is a predicted model, not a curated record. NCBI's taxonomy places the organism in Eukaryota, Metazoa, Mollusca, Bivalvia, Pectinida, Pectinidae. Gene Ontology annotation, biological process: protein dephosphorylation. The coding region runs from base 119 to 3580 and encodes 1153 amino acids.